Hydatigera taeniaeformis is the source of this 2868-nucleotide messenger RNA. The record is from the annotation of a GenBank genome assembly. Lineage: Eukaryota; Metazoa; Platyhelminthes; Cestoda; Cyclophyllidea; Taeniidae.
AUGCCUCUGCUAAAUGGCGAACCCUUUGUUAAGCAACAGCCGCCGCCUGAUCUUCGGCCGGAAGAAGAAGUUUUCUUCUCACCCAUCACCUAUGAGGUCUUUCGGAACUACGAUGACUUCUUUGAGCGAACCAUUCAGCUGAAUACCAUGGCAUGGGGCUGUAGCUUCUGCGGUAUGCAAAACCUCAACUACCGCGAGGCGUUGGACUGCGAGGAAGGUGAUCGCACCCGUCUGGCCGCUUUCGGAGUGGGACUGUCACGCGGUCUUCUGCACAUUAUGCUACAUGCCCGACGUCGACGCCUUGCAGAUCUUGUUGACGUCCUUCUUGCUUUCACUACCUCUCGGUUCUUCGUCGGUGAGGAGUUGUGCCUUCGUCGGUGUGACGUUACCGUCAGCUCUGAACCUUCCGUCGUUGUCGAACGAGUUAUUUUGCCACCACCAAAGCCCAAAUGCGAGGAUCCUCAGGAAAACGAGAGACCCCCGACAAUGCCUGAUCCGAAGUCGAUCAAAUACGUCGUACGUGGCAUUGACAACCAAAUAAACUCAAACAACUCUUCUGAAUCAAACCCGACACUUAUUCUGCCCCAUUCAGCAUUGCACCGCCCACCGCAGAAUUUCCUUACCCGCGACAGGAUUAAGUCAUUCAUUAGGCAGACUGGCAAACUGGAGAAUCAGUUCUUUGUUCCUCGAGAAUCUAUGCUAAGGUACUUCAAUCUUUACCCUCUUGGAAGUCUCAAAUGGGCGGAGGUAUUUGCCGAACCCGACCUACCUUGGUCUGAUAUUGCAAUUCCGAGAAUUGUAACUGGUCGUGAAAAGAUGCUGAUGGUUUCAAAGGAUAGUUCGAACGCUGCAGCAAAAAGAACUGGCAACGCUUCCGUUGCAAUAAAAUCUAUAGGAAUCUCCGUAAACAACCACUCAUUGUCAGAAAUCGGCACUAACAUCCAUCGCCUUACCCGAAUUGAAAGAACCGAUUUGGAACGCACUUGGUCCCUUCUCCGCAAACGCGAUGACCUCGAUCUUUCCGAUCUUGUACCACUGCCACCACUCACGCCCAUUCGGUUGCGACGCUUCAUUCCACCAGAGGAUUUUGGUGUCUGUCUCCAAGUUUACGAGUUCUUCCACGUCUUCGGGGGUUUCCUGCACCUUCCAGUACCCGGUGCGGCUAGGCAGAUCUUGAAAGGUGAGACUUGGAAGUCUCCUGUUAUUAUGGAGGAAGGAAGCGAGGAAGGAAGUGGUUCUGAUGGACUCUCUUGGGGAACAUUGGAAGAGGUUCUCUUCAGCCAGGACCCUAUGGGUCCUUUCGCCGACGUUUUGUUUGGUUUGCUUUGCGCAAUUCGUCGUCUGGAGAGCGAAACAAAUGGUCGGCAACUGCCACCCACUGCUGAAGCUGCUGCUGCUUCUACCGUCUCCGCCAUCGCCACAUUGGAGGCGGGUCUUCCCCUUGCCUCUGCGAGCUUUCUCACUGGCCUCGGUUGCUCUCAAGAGUACACAACAGUGCUGGCAGAUACUCUUACUACCGCUUCCGGCUCAGCCCUCGCUGCAAUCUUCCAUGCGACAGCAGAGGCUACGCGCCAAUGUGAGCUUGUUGGUCUGGCGCCUAUCCACUCAGCACUGACAUCUAGAGCAGAGCGAGCUGCCGCUACAGUAGCCGGCGGCGGUGUAUCAGUUGUUGCGCCAUCCGAGGGUGGGACAAACAGCGGCCGUUCAUGGGCUGUUCGCGCCUCUGCAUUGGCUGUCGCUCUUGGUGGAGCCUCACUGCCGCCACUGGACAGGGCUGGGUUAGCGGAGGCCCUAUGGCUUCACAUCACUACCGCGCCAGCUAAGACGGGUGGGUGGAGGGGUUCCAUUUGGGGUGGCACGCGACCACUGGAUGACCCUUGUGUUGAUUUGAUGCGAAGUAAUCGGGAGAUUGUGGACAAACUACGGUCAGUGCCGCUUUACACUUGGCCAUUACGGGAUCGCCUUGUCCUGAUCGUCAGCCUUAUGGACGAGGUGCUACUGCAGCCACAAUUGCGUGAACGUAUGGAGGCUGCCUCGGAGGGUCUUCGACGCCUACGACUACAGCUGCGAGGAGUGCAGGCGGAACGCUACAAGUUCUACGGUGGCAAUGCAAAUAUCGCUAACAUGUUAUACGGCUUCUCGCCCUCCACUCUUAUUUCCACUAGCGACAACUGGUUAACAGGCACCCCACCUAUCCUCCGGAAUAGCAUGAAUCGGCCUCGCAGGAAGACUAUUGAGGCGGCGAAGGCGAAAAUUGCAGCAGAGUUUAAUUAUGCCAAGGGGGGUGGCAUAGAAUUUGAUGGCCAAAAGGCAGGUUUCGGUGCUAAUGGCGAGACACUGUCGGGAGCGAGCCUGCAACUUCCGCCUAUUAAUGCGAUCAGUGCGGAGUUAGAGAAGACGGAGCACGUGUUGUGGCAUUCUGUUCUUCGUACGGCCAGACGCUUCUCCAUGAUUCCUCUCGGCCAGGAUCGCAUAUACAGACGCUAUUGGCUGGUGCCAUCGCUACCAGCUGUCCUGGUUGAGGACACCUUACAGGAGGCUUCCUCAUCUUCUACUCCUUUUACUUCUUCCGCCAAUUCCGAGGGCAGUGCAAUGCAGGCACCAUCAUCGGCUGCGCUGCGUGUUCGUGGGCGUCAAGUCGGUGCUGGUAUGGCUCUUGGUGCAAGUGCAGCGGAGGCGGCACGCAACCUACAGCGUGCGAUCGAGCAAUUAUGCACCAGUGCGGAGAUGGAGGAUGAGCAUUGGCAAAACCCACGUCUUCUGGAUCGAGAUUCCCUCCUCUGUCAGCUCGCCAUUGAUCUGCCUGCUAAUCGAGACGUUCUUACGUUGGAUCAGCUUAAGGCUUUGAUUCAUCCGGUGAAUACUUAG